Molecule: messenger RNA, 1611 nt
Organism: Lathyrus oleraceus (garden pea)
Lineage: Eukaryota; Viridiplantae; Streptophyta; Magnoliopsida; Fabales; Fabaceae
Product: F-box/FBD/LRR-repeat protein At1g13570
Exons: 3
Coding region: 125-1435 (436 amino acids)
Molecular function (GO): protein binding
Source: RefSeq, a predicted model, not a curated record
UUAAAUUUCCUCUCCCUCGCUCCCUUCUCACUCACAAGUAAGGUUUGUGCCGUCUCUUCUUCUGUUGGCACCGUGCAACAAUAGAGCUAUUGGAUGCAACAGUAGAGCUAUUGGAUGCACGAAAAUGAGUGAUAUUUUGGGUCCUGAUUUGAUCACUGACCUUCCUCAAAGCAUUAUAGAAACCAUUCUCAUACAACUUCCUAUAAGAGAUGCUACGCGAACAAGCAUUUUGUCAAGCAGAUGGAGGAACACAUGGCGUUCCAUCACCCACCUUGUUUUCGAUGAAAAAUCUUUCCCGAUCCCUUGCGAUUACAAUGAUCAACAACUUCUUCAAGAAAGAGUUGUCAAGUUUAUCUCCAUGGUGUUAUCUCUUCACCAAGGACCUAUUCAUAGGUUACAAAUUACACAUAGAAGCUUGCUGAGCUUCCCUGAUAUCGAUCGGUGGAUUCUUUUUGUAUCUAAGAAUGAUGUUGAAGAUUUGACUCUUGAGUUGGGAGGAGAAUUCUUUAGAAUGCCUUCCUGUUUUUUCGAUUGUGAGAAAUUGUUUCGAUUGGAGCUCUCGCGCUGCGAGUUGUAUCCACCCGUUAGUUUUAAGGGGUUUUCGUGUUUGAAGAGGCUCAAUCUUCAUCAGGUUGUGAUAUCCUCUGAAGCAAUUGAGAGACUCAUUUCGACUUGCCCUCUCUUGGAGAGUUUGUCACUUAUAGGCUGUGAUUGUUUAGCUCUUACUAUUUCUGCUUCGAACCUCAAGUACUUGUAUCUCUAUGGUGAAUUCAACGACCUUUAUUUAGUAGAUAUGCCGCUUUUGGUUGAACUAUUUGUUUCUAUGUAUAUGCCUGACGAUGAUCUUUCCGAGCAUAUUGAACAAAGUUCAAAUUGCAAUUUUGUUAACUUUCUUAGUGGUGUGCCAAAUCUUAAGAGACUUGAUGGAGCUGUGCACUUCACAAAGUAUUUGAGCAUAGGUAAUGACCUAAGGCAUCUUGCACUAAUGUUCAACAAUUUGGAGUGUAUUCAAAUGCGUCCGGUAAGUUUUAUGGACAUGAAAGAGAUACUUGUAGUUCUUCGCUUGAUUAAAUGCUCUCCCAAUCUAAAGGAACUUCACAUUUCAGGUAUAUCCGACAUACAAGCUUCUGCAUAUACAGAAGAUUUGGAUUUUUGGGAAAAAGAAUACCACUCAGAUUCUAUACUUCGCAAGCUUAAAGUUGUGGAUUUGGCAGAAAUGAGUGGUGUUCCACAUGAGAUUGAAUUUAUCAAAUUUUUGCUUGGUUCUUCACCUGUCCUUGAGAAAAUGUUUAUCAUUCCUUAUAUAAGUAAUAAAGAAUAUCGGUUGAAAAUGUUGGUCGAAUUGAUGAAAUUUCGAAGAGCUUCUUCUAAAGCAGAAAUUUAUUUCACCUGCCUUGAGUAUCCAAUCUGUGUUUCUCCAGGUUUUCGAGACUAGGGAGAACGGACACCACUUCUGUCCUCCAAAGAAAGUUUUUUAUGCAAUUUGGAAGAAGGGAAUGCCAGAUUUCUUUCCAAAACCUGUUCAACAAGAAUCUACAAGUCCAAGGUAGCGGCCUUGUGUUCUCUGACCCUCCAAGAUAUUGUAAAAUAUCUUUUCUAUAAUAUAAUAUU